CAGCUGAUUCGGUUGGAUGGAGUGUUUUCCUCUGAGCAGUUCAUCAUCAUCGCCGUCUCAUGUAGCCAUUUCUGUUUAGCAGAGAAAGCCUAACAGACCGACACCUCUGCCGAAAUGGCACAGGCCAACUCGUUUGAUGCAAACAGCUCUCAGAUUCAGGUGGAGCACGAUAAAAAGCGUCGGCAGUUUGUCAUAAGACUGAACGGAUCCCACGAUCGAGCAGUCCUCCUGUACGAAUACGUUGGGAAGAAGACGGUGGAUUUACAACACACAGAGGUUCCAGAUGCUUACAGAGGGAGAGGAAUUGCCAAACACCUGGCCAAGGCAGCCAUGGAUUUUGUGGUGGAGGAGGACCUGAAAGCUCACUUGACCUGCUGGUACAUCCAGAAAUAUGUUAAAGAGAACCCUCAGCCUCAGUACUUUGAACACAUCCAUCAAUGACCCAACAGGACAAGCAAAAAGACUUGAAAACAGAGACUGUGUGCAGUAAGUUUUAGGCAGGAGGUUUCCAGGAUACAACAAGAGAAGCCUCCGAAGCAUUGCUAAACGCAAAACCAAGUGAACGCAGGUGAUCUCAAACCAGAGCUGUCGCGUCAGGUGGAUGCGGACUGCUGGAGUAAACCGUGCGAUCUAGACUUGCAGAGACAAAGCAGCCCAAAGGUGGUGGCUUGUCCUUCCAGGACGUCGCCCCACCACUGACUUGAAGCAAACGUUGGUUACAACAAAAUGAUGUCCUCCUUUUAACUACAAGGUCAGACCGACUUUGUGUCUUUUUCAAGUACUCAGAUAAAGAGAAACUGUCAUCGUUACACUUAUAAUAUUGUAAAAUAAUGUUACUUUUAAGAUUUUCCAAUAUUACUCAUUUUUCUCUUAGUACAUUAAAGUAGUGCUACUACUGAAGAGUCUUGGAUGAAAAGACAUUUUUAAAACCCGGCUAUGAUUUCUUUGACAGAAGAAGAUGCGUUAGGGGUUGAUAUGCUAAGGAUUUUUAAUUACUUUAUUCCCCUUUCUCUUUAUUUAUUUAUCUUUUUUAUUUUUUUGAAACUCAGUUUGAGUACAGGAGUGGAAACUGAGCAUAUCCAUUCUGACUGUGAUACAAGAUGAACUUGAGGUUAGAGACACUGCUAUUAGUUAACACUUCAGUGCGGAUAUCUAUAUUUACUUCAGCUCAAACUGGCAUCAGUGGCGACACUCUUUAGAUUCAGGGCAUUUUUAUUUCUUAAAGUGUGUUAGUCCUUACUCUCCAAUUCAGGAAAAUUAGCUUUCUCUUCUCACCACAGGGAAAAAAAACCUGAGAAUUUGAGAUUUUGCUGUAGACAAUCGUCAGUGUUGAGGAGACAAAUACCUCAGGCUAACUCAACACACUCUGAAACACUUUCUACUGAUAGCUGCAAUAAAAAUCCCUUUUUGUAUAACUUUCAUAUGGUGGCAAAAGGCCAUAAACUGGCCAAGGCAUUUCUUUUUUUUGUCUUUUUUAUGUGGGUUUCUUUGGGUAUUUUUGUAAUAUUUGUUUUGUAUUGUUAAAACAAUGCCUGAUAUGUGUACUGAGCAGGUGGCUCAGUCUAACAGAUAUGUCCAAAUGUUCUUGUUACGCUGUUUUAUACUUGAUAUCGUUUUCUCUCUACUUGUUCUGAAUAAAUGACUCAUCUACUCAU
Molecule: messenger RNA, 1655 nt
Organism: Xiphophorus maculatus (southern platyfish)
Lineage: Eukaryota; Metazoa; Chordata; Actinopteri; Cyprinodontiformes; Poeciliidae
Gene: natd1
Product: protein NATD1
Exons: 3
Coding region: 115-441 (108 amino acids)
Source: RefSeq, a predicted model, not a curated record